Molecule: messenger RNA, 1512 nt
Organism: Bemisia tabaci
Lineage: Eukaryota; Metazoa; Arthropoda; Insecta; Hemiptera; Aleyrodidae
Source: RefSeq, a predicted model, not a curated record
UUACUUUUGGCCCCCACCGGCUCACCGGUCCUUUCUGCUUGACUUCAGCUUGUCUUUCACUCGCCUGAAUUUGGGGUAUAAAACUCGCUGUAAAGCUCUAGAUUUUCAGUCAUCUCCUCGCUUCAAACAGACAUCAAUCUCCAGCACUACUCAAAAAUGGCAUUCAAGCUCUUCAUCAUAUCCGCUCUUAUGGCCGUAGCAAGCUGCGAAUACAAGGCCAGCUCUUCAUCCUAUGUGAAGACAGCCCCUUCAUACGGCCACGAGGUAGCAUCUCACGGGAGUUACGGCCACGAGGAAGCGUCCCACGGAAGUUACGGCCACGAGUCGUACCACGACUCGCACCCCGCCUACAAGUUCGCGUACAGCGUGCACGACCCUCACACCCACGACGUGAAGGCCCAAGAAGAGACCCGCGACGGCCACCACGUCAAGGGCUUCUACUCCCUCUACGAGGCUGACGGCAGCAAACGCGUCGUCCACUACGCCGACAACGGACACGGAUUCGAAGCCACCGUCCACAAGGAGGGAGGUCACCACCCCGUUUCAGCCCCUGUCCACCACCCUGUCGCUGCCCCAGUCCACCACCCCGUCGCUGCCCACAGCCCAGUCGUACCCCACCAACCCAUCGCUGCCUACACCCCCGUCUCCACCCCGGUGUACUUCUCUCCGUCGCCAGCUUACGUCAUCGAGCCAGCUCAUAAACACCACGAAUGAUGCCCCCUUGGUCUGAGAUAAAAUUGAUUUCAUGAGUUACACGAGUGAUCCUGGUCAUUUUAUCGAACGGAAAGUUGCGGUAAGAGCUCAGUCUUCCGUUUGAUGGAAACUUCACCUACGCAGAUAAAGCCCAGACUUUUUAGAUAUGUCCAGGGCAAUUAAAUGAGAGAAAUCUUACUUUGAAAAAUCUUUAGACGAAACGAAACUCUGAUUAAACGACCCAAAAACAUAAAUUUGACUUCAUUUUGCAAUUCGGAACUACAAUUUUUGGCUAGGUAAAGACACAAUGUAUCUACUAUUAGUUUAUCUACGUAUAUUAGUGUUUUUACGGAUGAGCCAGAAAUUGUAGUUUCUGAUUGCAAAAUGAAGUCCAAUUAGUCUACAAAUUGCCUGUUUUUUUGGGGUGGAUGCAAAGAGAAGGAGAAAGCGCAAGAUUAUGGAAUAAGUUGUUAGAAAAAGAGAUUCUCAUUACCCUGCCACCGAAUAUGAAGGAGGAACAGUAAAAUUUCUAGUUUUAAAAGAAAAAAAGGGGUAGCGUAGAAAUAAUUAUGUUCACAUCCCCCAUUUAAGGUAUCCAUAGCACAGAACAUAUCUUCAUCAUGUCUUCCAAGUAUGGCGAUUGCAAAAAUAUUAAACUGGUUCAAGCUGUGACCAAUAUGACCGACAUGACUAACACGACUAAUACGACCAACUUGAUUCGUUAACGGUCUUGAACCAUCUGCAACGAUAAUUAUACGAAUUUUCAUAUGUUCCUCUAUGUUUUCACCAUUUUCUCGUUAAUAAAUACUGUUCAGCAUA